This is a messenger RNA of Syngnathoides biaculeatus (alligator pipefish), 2152 nucleotides long. RefSeq names its product STAM-binding protein-like A. NCBI's taxonomy places the organism in Eukaryota, Metazoa, Chordata, Actinopteri, Syngnathiformes, Syngnathidae. Gene Ontology annotation, cellular component: cleavage furrow; endosome. Gene Ontology annotation, molecular function: metal-dependent deubiquitinase activity; K63-linked deubiquitinase activity; protein binding. Gene Ontology annotation, biological process: protein K63-linked deubiquitination. The transcript is spliced from 10 exons. Bases 309 to 1583 code for a protein of 424 amino acids. The record is from RefSeq and is a predicted model, not a curated record.
UACGCGCCGGUUUUGUGCUGCUUUCUUGUUCAUGUAUGUCGAAGAAAUACUAUGGAUUAGCUACAUGCGGCUAACGCGAAAUCGACAGCAUGCAGCGGCAUUUGACUUUUAAAUGAGUCAUUUUGUAGGACGACGUGAUAAAAGUAAAAAAUCUCAAUAACGGACACAUCUAUACUAGGUCGGCUGCUGUGAUAUCACAAAAUGACGUUUGACAAAACCUUGAGUCGUAUGUCAUAUACAAAAGGUUUAAGUAGACAGUUCCAGCAAUGGAAAAGUGAGAUAUAAGUGUUCCAAAGUGGGCCGUGGCAAUGGUGGACCACAGCGAUGUCAGUCUGCCGCCUGAGGAGCGCGUUCGCAUCCUGACCAAGAAGGGGAGCUCGGUUGACAUCAGUGAUGAGGUGCCACCGCGCCGAUACUUCCGCUCGGGUGUGGAGAUGAUCCGCAUGGCCAACAUUUAUGCGGAAGAGGGCAACAUUGAACGGGCCUUCGUUCUGUACAACAAGUAUAUCACGCUCUUCAUCGAAAAACUUCCCAAGCAUCGGGAUUACAAAACAGCUAAUAUUCCAGAGAAGAAAGAAAACCUCAAGAAAUUGAAGGAUGUGGCUUUUCCUCAAGCUGAAAUCCUAAAGAAAGCACUUCUCAAAAGAUUUGAACAAGACUACGCUCAGUAUUGUGUCAAGAAGAAAGCAGAAGAGGAGGCUCAGGCUCUGCAGCAGUCCCAUCAGCGGGCACUGAACGCCGAACGGGAGCGUGUGGCCGAGAUGCAACGGCGGCAGCAGGAACAGGAACAGUUCAGUGCCUUUGAGGAGAUGAUCCGACGCCAGGAUUUGGAGCGAGAGCGCCAACGUGUUCUCCUGGAGUUCGCUGAGCCCUCCGCACCUUCCCCAGACACACCACUCAUCCCGGGCAUUCAGGGCCCGCCUGUCAUCUCACCCACACCGCCGCACAGUCCCAGGGAUUCGUCUGAGAACCAUCCUCCGUCCUCUUUAGCGCCGCCGAGCUUCGACCGCUCUCUUAAGCCUGGUUCUCUCGUCAGCCCCGGGAACAACGAUCUGACGGUGGAUGCUCUCCGCCAGUUGUUGGUGCCAUUGGAACUGUGUCGGAGUUUUCUGCGGUUGGCUGAGGCCAACACCAGCCGCGCUGUUGAAACCUGCGGUAUCCUCUGCGGGAAACUGACCAGAAAUACAUUCACCGUGACACACGUCAUUGUUCCCAAGCAGUGUGGUGGUCCCGACUAUUGCGACACGGAAAACGAGGAGGAGCUCUUCCUCAUACAGGACCAGUAUGAUCUCAUCACCUUGGGCUGGAUCCAUACUCACCCAACCCAGACAGCGUUCCUAUCCAGUGUGGACCUUCACACACACUGCUCAUACCAGAUGAUGCUGCCUGAGGCCAUUGCCAUCGUAUGCUCGCCCAAGUUCAACGAGAUCGGUUACUUCAGACUGACAGAUCGGGGAACCAAUGAGAUCUCCUCGUGUAAGCAGAAGGGCUUUCAUCCUCACAGUAAAGACCCACCUCUUUUUACACACGCCAGCCACGUCACCAUCUCCAAUGACGCCGUUUCUGUGAUUGAUUUGCGGUGAUUUUAGGAGUUUUUUUUUCCCUUCUUCUGGCCCUCCUCACCCUCCAUCUCCGACGACGACACUCAGACUGUUUUAUCACAUCAUCACAUUUGUUUUAAGGACGCGUGUUCAAAUCGUUCUGCGGAUUAGAAGUGCUCUCUGAGGGAACAUGAAAAAAAAAUCGUUAUCACACAUGUGUCCACUUUGUUGUCUGCGUUCUGAAUGUGUUUGUGUUCUUCAAGUUUCCUUCUGACACAUUUAAGUGCCAAGGGCGACGAUGUGUCUGAUAUUGGUUGUUCAGAAUGCAGAUUUGAUAUUAUUAAUGGCAGUUGGAACUCAGGUGCAAAACACGUCAAACAAGCUUUUUUUUUAAAGGGUGUUGAUAGAAGCCUGUGAUCCUUGUAUGUCCUUGCUUCAGAGAGCCUGAAUGUAUAACUCCACUAACUUCCCCACUCCCGUUUUCUCCUCUCAAGAGUUGGUUUGCAACCCUCGUGUUGAGAUCAUUAUGAAGAAUUAUACCCCUCCAUGUGCAUAUGCAAAUAUUUUGCGUUGAUGAAAUGCCACGAGGAAAUAAAGUUAACUGUAUAUGA